UGUAUGCUAACAUUCUCCACAUUGUGUUGAGCCUCACACAGCUGCCUCAGCUUCCAGCCACGUCAGUGAAGGAGAACCCAGGCUCUCUAGACAACAUGGACUUCAAUGGAACAUGGCAGGUCUACGUUCAGGAGAACUACGAAGAGUUCCUCAGAGCAAUGGAGCUCCCAGAAGAUGUCAUUAAGAUGGCCAAGGAUAUCAAGCCAAUCACUGAGAUCAAACAGACUGGCAACGACUUUGUCAUCACCUCCAAGACCCCUGGAAAGUCUGUGACCAACUCAUUUACCAUCGGCAAGGAGGCUGAGAUUAACACCAUGGACGGCAAGAAGCUCAAGUGUACUGUCAAUAUGGAGGGUGGCAAAAUGGUCUGCAAAACUGGCAAGUUCUGCCACGUCCAAGAGCUCAAAGGAGGAGAGAUGAUUGAGACUCUGACCAUGGGCUCGACAACUCUCGUCAGAAAGAGCAAAAAGAUGUAAACUUGGCAGUGAAGAAACCAAUGUCUAUUUAAAUAAAAGAUUAAUAAGA
Archocentrus centrarchus (flier cichlid) is the source of this 525-nucleotide messenger RNA. Its product is annotated as fatty acid-binding protein, liver-like. Bases 96 to 476 code for a protein of 126 amino acids. The record is from RefSeq and is a predicted model, not a curated record. The transcript has 4 exons. Gene Ontology annotation, molecular function: lipid binding. NCBI's taxonomy places the organism in Eukaryota, Metazoa, Chordata, Actinopteri, Cichliformes, Cichlidae.